Molecule: messenger RNA, 7999 nt
Organism: Quercus robur (English oak)
Lineage: Eukaryota; Viridiplantae; Streptophyta; Magnoliopsida; Fagales; Fagaceae
Product: putative disease resistance protein RGA3
Exons: 22
Coding region: 184-3219 (1011 amino acids)
Biological process (GO): defense response to other organism
Molecular function (GO): ADP binding
Source: RefSeq, a predicted model, not a curated record
UUAAAUGUUUUCAUUAUUAAUUGAGAUUGCUAGUUUGUUUGUUAUAAAAGCCGAAUAGUGGAAGUGAAGCACAAGCACACCUGCUAUUGCUUUAUCUAUUUCUCACUUUGCUCCUUAUUUUUGUCAUUCGCAUUCUGUUUCUUUAUUGUAUUCUCAACUUAUAACUUUCAGUCUCCAUUAACUAUGGAUGGUGUACUACCGUCACUCGUUACUGAACUCUUGAAGCAGUUGGGUUCAUUCGCAGCCCAGCAGGCUCUACAGGAGCUACUGUUGCUUGUUGGAGUUGAUGAAGAAAUCGAAAAUCUUCAAUACAAUUUCAAAAUGGUCCAGGCGAUGCUCAACAAGUUCGAGGAAAGACGACUGAGGGAUGACGCUGUGAAGCUUUGGUAUGAUAAGCUCGAAGAUGCAUACUACAUGAUGGAUGACGUGUUGGACACCUGGGAAACUGCAAAGAUCAAAUUACAAAUUCAGAAAGAAGAAGAAGGAGAAAGAGCUGCUCAUAGUAACGCUCCUGCCCCCCUUGAGAAAAAAAUGAAGAAGGUAUGGUCCUUUUUCCCCUCCCCAUCAUGUUGCUGUCGUCAAGUUGACAAUGUUUCUGUUCGUCAUGAGAUUGGUCACAAGAUAAAAAAACUGAAUGAAACAUUAGCUAAUAUUCUCAAAGGCAAACAGGAGUUUGGGAUUGACUCGAAUAGUCAACCUGAAAGAGUUGAAAGACGAGAAAUUACCUCCAUUGUGGAUGUUUCUAAAAUAUUUGGCCGUAACGAGUACAAUGAUGAUCCACUGAACAACCUAUUAGGCGUGGGUAGUCGACAAGAAAGCAAUCCUCUUGUCAUCUCCUUAGUGGGUGUAGGUGGUAUAGGAAAAUCAACCGUUGCCAAACUCGCCUAUAAUCAUCCAAAAGUAAAAGAUUAUUUUCAGAAAAUAAUAUGGGUCUGUAUUUCUGAUCCUUUCGAUCAGUGCAAGGUUGCCAAAGCAAUCAUCCAGGAGCUUGCCCCUACACAUGAAUCCCUCAAUAAUACCACUACUACAUUGCAAGCUCUAUUGUGUAUAGUUUGUGAUUUCAUUAAGGACAAAAAGUUCUUUCUUGUCUUUGAUGAUGUGUGGGCUAAAGAUGUCCCUAAAGAGUCUGAAAAGUGGGAGCCUUUCAAAGAUGCUCUCACACAUGGUGCCCAAGGUAGUAGAAUUCUAGUCACCACACGUAAUGAGGAUGUUGCGCACAUGAUGGGGAGCACCAAAACCCACAUAAUCAACUUAGGGAAUUUAUCUGUUGAUGAUUGUUGGUUGAUUAUUAGGAAAAUAGCAUUUAAUGAUGAAAAUAUAGAUCAACAUAAGGAUCUUGAACCCCUAGGUAGAAAACUAGCAAAUAAAUGCCAUGGCUUGCCGCUUGCUGCAAAGCUUAUAGGGGGUUACAUGUGCAACAAGAGAAGAAAAGAACAGUGGGAGAAGGUUUUGGAAAAUAGUUUGUGGGAUUUAGAAGAUGUUGAAAAAGGUCUUUUGGGACCAUUGUUGUUGAGUUAUUAUGAAUUGUCCUUAGCAGAGAAAAAAUGUUUCUUAUUUUGUGCUGUCUUCCCAAAAGAUUAUAAAAUUAAUAGAUUUGAGUUAAUUAUCCAUUGGAUGGCACAAGGAUAUAUUGAUAUUGACUCAAAACGAAAUAUGGAGAUGGAAGACAUGGCGGAAGAGUACUUUCAAAAAUUAGCCAUGCGCUCUUUUUUCCAAGAUUUUGGGGAAAAUGAGAUUGAUGGUAGAAUUGAAAGUUGCAAAAUGCAUGAUAUUGUGCAUGACUUUGCACAGACAAUGACAAAAGAUGUAUGCUUCACAAUUGAAGGUGAUAAAGAGGUUAAGAUAGACUUUAAAAGGGCUCGACAGUUGUCAUUAAUAGUUGAAGGAACAUUUCCAGAGUCUGUCUAUGAAGCGAAAAAUCUACGCUUUCUCAAUUUAAAGUCAUGGUCUUCUCAGAUUGUGCAACCCAAGUUACUCGACAAUUUGACAUGCUUACGUACACUACAUUGGAAACGUGUACCCUCUUUGGAACUUCUAAAUGGGGUGGAAAAAUUGAUACAUUUAAGAUAUCUCAAGUUAGAUUCCUUUGAUAUGGAAGAAUUGCCUGAAAGUAUAUGUAAUUUAUGUAAUUUACAAAUUUUGGAUGUUAGUGAGUGGUGGUCACUUAGGAAAUUAUCCCAGGGAAUAAGUAAACUAAUUAAUUUAAGACACCUCCACCUCGCGGCUGAUCCACAACUUGAUUAUAGUGUAAUAACAUCAUUUCCGAAGGGAAUUGGGAGAUUAACUUGUCUUAAAACAUUAAAACACUUUCCUAUAGAUGGUAAGGGCGAAGAAAUAUGUAAACUGGGAGAAUUAGAACAUUUGAACCACAUUCAAGGGACACUUAAUAUAUAUGGGUUGAAAAAUGUGGUAGAUUUUGGUGCGAUCGAGAAUACAUUGAAGAAGAAGGACCACCUCCGUGAUUUGUGCCUAUUCUUUUGCACAGUACAGGAAGAGGAAGAUGGAGAGGGAGAGGAAGAGACAGAUGAGGAAAGAAGAAGAAGAAUGGAGAAUGAUGUAGCACUUCUAAAUGCCUUAAAGCCACCUCUAUACUUGGAAUCUUUAAAAAUUCGUUAUUAUAAGGGCAUCACAGUGUAUCCUAAUUGGAUGAUGUCCAAAUUGACCAAUUUGAAAAGGCUUACUCUUUAUGAUUGCCCAAACCUAGAGCGUUUGCCUCCUCUGGGGAAGCUGCCGCUACUCGAAGAAUUACAUAUAUCUUACACAACAAAUAUUCGAAAGGUGGGAGAUGAAUUUUUGGGAAUAGGCAUAGAAGAAGAAGAAUUAUCAGAAUCAUCCAAAAACAAUAACAACAAAGACAUCAUCAUAUCCCCAAACCUUAAAUUUCUCGAAUUUGUAGAAUUGGACGAGUGGGAAGAAUGGAGUGGGAUGGGAGGAACAAUAGAAGAAGAAGAAGAAGAAAAAGAUAAUAGUGCUAAUGCUUUUGUUACUAAUAAUACUCCAAAAAUUCAAAUAAUGCCACUUCUUCAUUCCUUGACAAUUUGGCAUUGCGGCAAUCUAAAGUCUCUGCCAGACUACCUGCGUAAUACUCCAUUGAAGAAAUUACAAAUAUGGGGAGAAGGGAUAGGAGAUUACUGGCCCAACUUUUCUCACAUUCCAAACAUCAGAAUUAAUUAUGAAUAUGUGCAAAAAGACGGUCAACUUCGAGACAGACAGCAUUGAUUGAUUCAGAGUAUGGAAUAAACAUUUGAUUCCGCUGACUCUCCCCGAAGCCGCAAACGCCGAAGACUCCGAUGAAGACGACUCCUCCAUUCGCACCUUCACCACAGCUCGCCUCGACGCCGCCUAUGCGGGUGGAGGCUCCGGCUCGCAACACGAAGAUCAAGACGGAGAAUCUGAGCUCCUCCGCCACGGUUAAGAUCGAGAAUUCGGAUGGCACGAAGGACGGUGGGGCCCAGGGGACGAAGAUCUUCACUAAGAACAUUCAGACCAGUGGAGCUUUAUAGCGCCAGAAAAGAAAGUUUGAAGAGAGAGUACAGGGCAGUUGACAUGCACAGAAGAAGACAGAUACAUUAUGAUGAGACUGGGUGUUGAAGAAGACAAUGAAUGAGGAGGCAUGCAUGUGGAUUGAUGAUGAUCAAGAUAAUGAAUCUAGGCAAGAAAUCAAUGACAAAGAUUAUCUGGUUAAAGUAUACAAGAUUGAGGACAUUAGUGAUGAAGAAGAUGGGGACUAAGGAUAAGGACUUAUCAAAAAAGAAGAUUAGACUAAGUAUAAGAAGGUUUUUUGCGGAGCUGAACAGAAUAGGGCGAUUGACAUACAUAGAAGAAGACAGAGACUUUAAAGACGAACGAUGAGGAAAUUAGGAGGUGUGGGCUUAUAGUUGCAGCGGUAGGAAUACUGAAGACAAUUGAUGAUGGCAUUCCAGUACUCCUCGAGGCAUACACAACUCUAAAAUUUGAUGGUCAUGUAUAUCUCCUAAUACAAAACCAUGAUUUGAUAUUGAGGCUCUUAUAUUGGAUAUCAUCCUCUUCCUAGUGUAGGUUAUAAAUUAUCCUUUGGUUGCGACACUACUGUUUGGAGGCUCAAGAAAUAAUUCAUGCAACCCAUGUUCAAUCGUAAUGUAUUAAGAAUGAUACCUGUGUUGUCAAGUUAAUGGGCUGCUACAGUGGCAUGGAUGUAGAUUAAUGAUGAUCAAGACAGUGAAUCCAAGCAAGAAAUCUAUGACAAAGAUUAGGUGGUUGAGGUAUACAAGAUUGAGAAUUGCAGUGAUUAAGAAGAUGGGACUAAGCAUAACGACUUAUCAACUGGACCAAGUAUAAUGACUAAGCAUAAGGACCUAUCAAUUGGACUAAGUAUAAGGUGGAUGAAGAAGUGGAAGUAGACAAUGAUGAAAGCAUGAUUUGCGAAGCUGAACAGUACAGGGCGAUUGACAUACACAAAAGAAGACAGAUACAUAUUAUGGGACAGGGUAGUAAGAGCAGGGUGUUGAAGUAGACAGAGACUUUAAAAAGACGAAAUGAUGAGGGAUCAUAAAUUUUAGAUACAAGUGGAGUUUUUUUGAAUGAUGAUAGUGAGAGAGAAGAGGGAUCUAAAGCCUCUAUUAAUUCUCCCUUUUGCAACAUUUCUUUGACUAUUGCCUCAGAACCUGAAGGAUCACUCCUUCUCUUGCCACUCUUUAGGGAUAUUAGGAGGUGUGGGCUUACAGUUGCAGUGGUUGGAUAUCGAACACAAUUGAUGAUGACAUUCCAGUACUCCUCAAGGCGUACACAAUUGUAAAAUUUGAUGGCAACAUUUUUUUUUUUUUUUUGAUAAGUAAGAAAAAAUUUAUUGAACAAGGCCACUUCAAUUAACAAAAAACCAUGAUUUGAUAUUGAAACUCUCUUAUUGGACCCUCUUCCUAGUUUAGGUUAUUAAUUAUCCUUUGGUUCUAGCACUACUGUCAGGAAGCUCAAUAAAGUGGUCAUACACCCCAUGUUCAAUCACAAAGCAUUAAGAAUGGUAUCAUUGCCGUCAAGUUAAUGGGCCGCAACACUGGAAAUUUGGAGGACUACUAUUAAAAUUGUUGUGGCUCGAUUUCCUAAAAUCAUUGACAAUGCCACAUCAAUUAGAACUCCUGUACUCUCUAUGCUUUAAUUGAUUUGUUAACUGCAAGUCAAAUCUAACUCAUCUGAAUAUAAUCUCAAUCUGGUAUUAAAAACAGCAUAACACUAGAAGAUACAAUCAAGGUCAAUCUCAAAGAAAACAACCCAUUUGGCUGGUCAUGGAUUCAGCUGUGGAAAGAAAUAAGCAUGAGCCUGAAUCUUCCAGUCCAAAAGGAAAGUUAUGAGAGAUUGACUCUCAAAAUAUGACAUUGCGCUUCUAAUCCCCUACUCCUUUGCAAAUCUGCCUCCAACAAAUGCGUGUGCAAAACUCCACUCAAACUUCAUGCAAGGUUGAUAGAAGAUGCCCAUAGAAACUGACAAUGGCAAACAGAAUGGCGAGGCAACUAUACCAGAUGCUUGGAUGUGGCAAAUCAAAGAUCAGCUCAUCAGAGCUUAUUUAUUUCUCCCUGCCAAAAGAAACAAUACCCACAUAUAAAGGAAGUUUGGCAAGAACUUGGGGAUAUAAGCAAAGAUCCUAAAUAGCCAAUGAAAUCACAAAUGAGGAUCAUCAAGCUAGUUGCACAAAGUUAUAAGCAUGGAAAAUGGUGUUGUGCACUAUGGUGUUGAGCUUUAUGGCAACGAUAACUUCAAAAAUUGGGUUUUAGUUUCAUCAUUUGAAGCCUUAAUGUCCCCGUUUCCUCCUCAUCAUUAGGCAUUCAUUGAAGUUUAAAUCUAUUGCAGAAGCACAGUUUUAUAUUGGUGAAAAUUUUUGAGCAAGGAUGCACCUCAGAUAGCCAUGUCUUACAUUCUGGUGCAAGAUAUAUUUGCAUGUCAUGGACGUGAAGAAGAAAUAAGGUCAACCAGUGACACAUGGAUGUCAAGAAGAAAUAAGGUCAACCAGUGACACAUGAAUUGGAAACUAGGCAAUUGGCGUUAUGCGUAUCUCUGCUAUUUGCAAGUAAUGCCUUCAUUUCUUGGCUAACUGUUAUGAUAAACUUCCCACUCCUGACUUGAAAGAAGAAACACUACUACCUGCACUGCACUGCACGGUGGGAUUCUGCUUUUGGACUUGUUGGCAGUGACGAGGAGGGAGCAAGGAAUGCAGAGAAAUUCUGAUGGAAAUUUGGAGGACUACCCCUAAAGUUUUUUUGGCUGGACUUCCUAAAAUCAUUGACAAUUGUCACAUUAAUUGGAACUCUGAUCAAAGACAGAUCCUCUGGAUUUUACAAAUAGCAUAAGCCUAGCAGAUUAACACAAAAAACUUGCAAUGGAUGAUGAAGAAAGAUCAAGAUCAAUCUCAAAGAGAAAACCCCAUCUGGGUGGUCAAGGAUUUAGCUGUAGAGAGAAAUAAGCAUGAACCUGAAACUACAAGUCAAAAAGGAAAAUGGGGACAACAAGGCUGACCAGUUAUCAGACAAUGACUCUCACAAUAUGAUGUUGGGCUUCUGAUCCCCUACCUUGCAAAUUUGACUCCAAGAAAUAAUGUGUGUGCAAAACCACACUCAAACUUUAUGCAAGGUUGAUAGAAAGAGCCCAUAGAAACUGAUAAUGGCAAAUAGAAUGGCGAGGCAGCUAUACCAGAUGCUUGGGUGUGGCAAAUUAAAGAUCCAAUCAUCAGGGCUUCUUUAUUUCUCCCAGCCAGAAGAAACAAUCCCCACAUUACAAGGAAUUUUGGAAAGAACAUGGGGAUAUGUACAAAGAUUCUAAACUGCCAACGAAUCUCAAAUCACAGAUGAGGAUCAUUAAGCUAGUCACACAAAGUUAUAAGCAUGGAAAAUGGUGUCGUGCAAUAUGGUGGUGAGUUUUAUAGUGAUGACGACUUGAAAAGUUGGGCUUUGGUUUCAUCAUUUGAAGCCUUAACGUCUUCGUUUCCUCCUCAUCAUCAGGCAAACAUUGAAGUUCAUUGCCCAUAGUGUUUGCUGAGAUUGUCCACAGGCAACCACUUAUUUGCAAAGUACCUGAAAUUGAACUAUAUGAAACUUUGGGGUUUUGGUAUCGCAUAUCUCAUCUAAUACAGUUAAAACCUAUUGGAGUAGCACAAUUUUAUAUUGGUGAAAAUUGUUCAGCAAGGAUGCACCUCAGAUAGUCAUGUCUUACAUUCUGUUGCAAGAUAUAUUUGAUAAGCUUCAUUGGUUGCAAAGCUUCAUAUGUUAGAAUGACAAAGCUCCCUUCCUCUCUGCCCUAUAUCAUUUACCUUGUCUAUAAAUUUUUAUACAAAGUUCAUAGAUGCAACCAUGCUGAGCGAUGAGGCUCCAUUCAAAUUCGUGAAUGUAGCAUGUCAUGUAUGUCAAGAAGAAAUGAGGUCAACCAGUGACACAUGAAUUGGAAUUGGCAUUAUGCAUAUCUGUGAGAGAAGUGCUAGUGUGUUAAUAAUGUUCAAUCAGCCAGUGGUAUAUGAAUGCUUUAGUUCAUCAUUCCUGGGUGAUUCUCCAAACAAUUUGGGAGGCUCUUAGCUAUCUGAUGACACGACGCAUUGAAUCAGCCAUUAUUCUUAUUGGUACUUGAGCUGUUGGCACCUUAUUAGAGUCGGGUCAGUGUAAGGCAAGCAGGGAGCUGUGCACUGUGACGAAGGAUCUUGGCACACCUACCCUUCAGAGUUCUCACAUUUUUUUCUGGUUCAUCGUCAAGCUUUGAAGCUGGCCAGCUUGCUGAUUGUGUAGCCACAUCUCUUAUACUCAUGGCCUGCCUAACCAUUAGUAUUGCAUAACUGCAUUUUACAAACAUUGAGGAUUGAAGUAGUAAAGCAGCACAUCAAAAUUUAUAGAGGAAAAUCUAAUUAGGGAUUGUACAUUGUAUUUACAUUUUUUAUGCCAUUCUCAUACAAUUUUUAAAGUAUUUUUUGUGGGUAUCAUUUUCAUACCUAAGAUACAUUAUAUUUCUACAAAAUUUAUCGCAACAUGAAGAGUGAUAUUGAUCUACA